Magnolia sinica is the source of this 1630-nucleotide messenger RNA. RefSeq names its product triacylglycerol lipase OBL1-like. Gene Ontology annotation, biological process: lipid metabolic process. Gene Ontology annotation, molecular function: triacylglycerol lipase activity. The transcript has 5 exons. The record is from RefSeq and is a predicted model, not a curated record. Bases 60 to 1487 code for a protein of 475 amino acids. Lineage: Eukaryota; Viridiplantae; Streptophyta; Magnoliopsida; Magnoliales; Magnoliaceae.
UCUCUCUCUCUCUCUCUCUCUCUCUCUCUCUCUCUCUCUCUCUCUCUCUCUCUGCUUCCAUGGCCUGCGACGGCGACUUCUGUGACGAUUAUUUACUCCUAAAGCCAGAGAAGGGAGAAGUGUCCGAUCUUUUCGGCCUCUUAUUUUCGAAGAACAUCGACCAUAACAAAUUCCUGGAUUGCCCAAGCGGCACAGAGAUAACAGAAGCCAGACGCCGAUGGCUAAUCUGUGUCUCCCUCACCGCCCAAGUAAUUCUCCUCCGUCUAAAGAAUCCACUGAGUUGGGCCGGAUCAGCGAUCGAGAGGUGGCUGAACCUUCUCUCAGAGAACACGAAUUUCUAUGCACUCAUUCUAAAUCAACUCCAAGGGAAGGUGCAGCCGGUCCCUGAUCUCGAUUCGGCAAGCUACAAAUCUUUCAUCGGAUUUUUAGAUGAACGGCUGGGAUUAGAUAAAGACAUCAAAAAAGGCGACAAUAGAUAUCAUGCUGCCCUCUCUGUGAUGGCUGCUAAAUUAUCUUACGAGAACGAAACGUUCAUCAAAAGCACGGUCACAGACAAAUGGAAGAUGGAGUUCGUGGAGUACUACCAUUGCUGGAACGAUUAUCAAGAGCAAUUCUCCACACAAGCCUUCAUGCUCAUGGACAAAUCAACGGCUCCUGAGCUGAUCGUGGUCUCAUUCAGAGGCACAGAGAGCUUCAAUGCAGUCGAUUGGAGCACUGAUGUCGACUUCUCCUUUUAUGAGCUCCGUGGCAUGGGCAAGGUCCAUGCAGGUUUCAUGAAAGCUCUAGGGCUACAAAAAAACCAAGGGUGGCCAAAGGAGAUUGAACAAGGUGAAAAAAAGCCUGCAUAUGCCUAUUAUGCCAUUCGAGAGAAACUAAGAGAUGUACUGCGGAAGAAUGAUAAUGCAAAGUUCAUCCUGACGGGCCACAGCUUAGGUGGGGCUCUGGCGGUCCUCUUUCCAGCGAUCUUGGCGGUGCAUAAAGAGGUAUGGAUGUUGGAAAGGUUGGCUGGAGUGUACACGUUUGGGCAGCCAAGGGUAGGGGAUGAGAAGCUUGGGAAGUUUGUUAUGGAGCAGUUGAAUAAGCAUGGUGGGAGUUACUAUAGGUUCGUUUAUAGCAACGAUAUUGUGCCUAGGUUGCCUUAUGAUGAUACAACGCUCUGGUUCAAGCACUUUGGGACGUGCCUCUACUACAAUAGCUUCUACGUAGGGAAGAUCGUGGCAGAAGAACCAAACAAGAACUAUUUCUCACUCUGGACGGUUUUGCCCAAGUUACUGACUGCAGAGUGGGAGGUAGUACGAAGCUUCGCCAUCGGAUACAUCAAGGGACGAGAUUAUAGAGAAGGAUGGGUUUUGAGAAUGCUCAGGGUCAUUGGGCUUGUUUUCCCGGGCUUCCCUGCUCACACUCCUCAAGAUUAUGUAAAUGCCACUAGAUUAGGAACAUCACUAAUAACCCAUGACCAAAUAAUUGAAAGCUCAAAGCUUGAUUAACGUAAGAUUAGCUUCUGCUUAUUUAUAUUUAUUCAAAUGAGGUCCUUUUUUUGCAUUGUCAACAAUCCUAUGCUUGCAAGGUUUUCAAGUGUACAAUCAGAACAUAUGAAGGCAUCUAAUAAACAUGGGUUUAAUUCACACUU